Bombus huntii is the source of this 3197-nucleotide messenger RNA. RefSeq names its product lysosomal alpha-mannosidase (gene LManII). Gene Ontology annotation, biological process: mannose metabolic process. Gene Ontology annotation, molecular function: alpha-mannosidase activity; carbohydrate binding. Lineage: Eukaryota; Metazoa; Arthropoda; Insecta; Hymenoptera; Apidae. Gene Ontology annotation, cellular component: lysosome. The record is from RefSeq and is a predicted model, not a curated record. The coding region runs from base 61 to 3057 and encodes 998 amino acids. The transcript has 17 exons.
AAGAAGAGUGGACGAUUAUUUCAUUAGUUGUGACUGCAAGCAUCCAGCGACGUGUCGAUUAUGUCGUGGUCCGAAUUCUUACUGCCACUGAUCUCGCUUUUGUUAUUGUCCGUCCACGGCGAUGCAGCUAGGAUUCCAAGAACAGUUAUUGAAACCUGCGGUUACGAGGCGUGUCCUGUGGCAGAUCCAAAGAAAUUAAAUAUUCAUCUGGUUGCUCAUACUCAUGACGACGUUGGUUGGUUAAAAACAGUCGACCAGUAUUACUUUGGAAGUAACUCAAGAACUCAGAAAGCAGGAGUACAGUAUAUUCUAGACAGCGUCAUUCAAGCGUUGCUGGCUAAUCCUGAAAGAAAGUUUAUUUAUGUGGAGACUUCUUUCUUGUGGAAAUGGUGGUUGCGUCAAAACGACGAGGUGAAAGAAGAUGUGCGAAGUUUAAUCAAUCAAGGCAGAUUAGAGAUUAUCGGUGGUGGAUGGAGCAUGAACGACGAGGCAGUCACUCACUAUCACUCCCUUGUCGAUCAAUAUACUUGGGGUUUCAGACGUCUUAACGAUACCUUUGGAAGAUGUGCUACGCCGCGUAUAGGAUGGCAGAUAGAUCCUUUCGGCCAUUCCAGGGAACAAGCAUCUUUAUUCGCCCAAUUAGGAUUCGAUGGGAUGUUCUUCGGUCGUCUCGAUUAUCAAGACAAGAACAAACGACUCAAGGACAAGACGAUGGAAUUCAUUUGGAAAGGAAGUCCAAAUCUAGGAGCUCGUGCAAACUUGUUCACGGUUGCGUUGUACAACACGUAUUCUCCACCACCUGGUUUUUGUUACGAUAUUUUGUGCAACGACGAACCAAUAAACGAUGAUCCUGAUAGUCCGGAUUACAACGUCAAAGAGAGGAUCGAUAUAUUUUUGCAAUACGUGGCUCGCCAAGCUGAUGUAUAUCGUACAAAUAACGUCGUAUUAACAAUGGGCGGAGAUUUCACUUAUCAGCAAGCGGAGAUGUACUUCGCUAAUAUGGACAAACUAAUAAGAUACGUAAAGGAAGAAAAAGGAUCCGAAGUGAAUAUAUUUUAUUCGACGCCAUCGUGUUAUUUGAAAGCAGUAAACGAUGCAAAACUUCAGUGGUCGACGAAAAGCGAUGACUUCUUCCCUUACGCGAGUGAUCCGCAUUCGUAUUGGACCGGCUACUUCUCCUCCAGACCGGCGAUCAAAUUCUUCGAAAGAAUGGGAAACAAUCUGUUGCAGAUAUCCAAACAGUUAUCUGUAUUGACAAGGUUGGAGGGUUACGAAAAGCAAUUGGAACAUUUUAGAGAAGCUAUGGGUGUAAUGCAACAUCAUGAUGCCGUUACUGGAACCGAAAAACAACUAGUUGCCUACGAUUAUGCUCGUAUAUUGUACGAUGGUAUGCAACAAGGAACGAACAUUGCUGCUGACGCCAUAAGAAAAUGGAGAUCAACCGGAAAUUCGAAUUUUGCACCAGAACAAAUGCACACGUGCAUGCAAUUGAAUAUUAGUACGUGCUUGUACACAGAAGACAAAGACUUCGUCCUAGCAAUUUACAAUCCCUUGAGCCAGAAAGUGGUAUCACCGAUCCGCGUACCCGUUCAGAAUGGCAAAUACAACGUCAUCGAUCUUGCAGAUGGAAACGAACUUACUUCGCAAAUAGUUCCUAUCCCUAAUUCUGUACGUGAAAUACCGGGAAGGAAAAGCACUUCAACGCACGAGCUCGUAUUCCUUGCAUCGUUACCACCUUUGGGCUAUAAGACCUACACGGUCAAGAGAAGUUCAGAAAAUAUAAGUCCACAAGUGGUCACAGCAAACUCUAUUGGUAACGAGUUUUAUAACGUAUCCGUCGAUGAGUACGGUCAGAUUGUGGUAGAGUGGAAAAAACAAAAAGAUAUGGAACUGACUCAAUCGUUUCAUUAUUACGAUGCAAUGGAGGGAAAUAACGAGGAAUUUAGAAAUAGAUCUUCGGGUGCAUACAUAUUCAGACCAAAGAACGCAUCCGCUAGAAAUUUCGUGAACUCUGCUUCUUACGAAGUACACACAGGUCCAUUAGUGGAAGAAAUUCAUCAGUGUGUCACUGAUUGGAUAUGUCAGGUAAUCCGAGUUUAUAGUGGAAUGGAAUACGUUGAAUUUGACUGGCUCGUUGGACCAAUACCUGUUAAGGAUAGGAUCGGCAAAGAGGUAGUAACGAGAUAUUACAGUAACUUAAAUUCUUCUGGAGAAUUUUAUACCGACAGUAAUGGUCGCGAAAUGUUGAAACGGAAGAGAAAUUACCGACCAACGUGGAAUCUGGAACUAGAAGAGCCAGUAUCUGGCAACUAUUAUCCCGUUACAUCGAAAAUUUCCUUGAAGGACGAUGAGAAGCUUCUCAAACUUAGCUUACUAACAGAUCGAGCAGAAGGUGGAACUAGUAUGAGGGAUGGAGAAAUUGAAAUGAUGAUUCAUAGAAGACUUUUAAAAGACGACGCAUUCGGUGUAGGGGAAGCUCUCAAUGAAUUUGCAUUUGGUGAAGGUUUGGUAGUCAGAGGUUCUCAUUACAUCAUCGGAGGUAGCAUACAAGAUCUAGACGAACUUGCAGUGAAAGAGAAAACUCUGGCGCGUCAAUUAUUGCUUCGUCCAUGGACCUUUAUUCAAUCUAUCGAAAAAAAUUCUUCAGCACCCACACCACAUGUACCUAACUCCCAAGGUACAGGUCUUGCUAAAUCAUUACCACAAAAUGUUCAGAUCUUAACUUUGGAACCAUGGAAAGACGGCUCUGUUUUACUGAGGUUGGAACACAUUUUCGAAUUAGGCGAAACUGCCAGGCUAUCGAAGCCUGUGGAAGUUAAUAUUCAGGAUCUAUUUACAACUUUCACGAUUGUAUCCAUCAAGGAGACUACAUUAGGUGGCAAUCAAUGGAUCGAUGAUAUGAAUCGUUUAAAAUGGGAAUCCGAAACAAACGAUGUUCUCCAAACGGAAGAACACAUUUCUCAUCCUGUUGAAAUUAAAGAAGGUGUGAUAAAUGUUCUUUUAGAACCAUUUGAGAUACGAACAUUUAUCGUUGAAAUAGCACCACGAUAUCUAUAAGUUGAAAAUUAACAAUUUAUUGCCAUUAAGCAUUAAGAACAUUUAAAUUCGUUAAAUGUAACGUAUAAUGCAAUGGUGAUCACGUAAUUAUAAUUGUAUUGGGAAAAAAAUAUAACAAAUACAAAUUUUUCAUCUUUCAA